This is a messenger RNA of Ruditapes philippinarum (Manila clam), 1744 nucleotides long. RefSeq names its product 26S proteasome regulatory subunit 6A-B. Gene Ontology annotation, cellular component: proteasome regulatory particle, base subcomplex. The record is from RefSeq and is a predicted model, not a curated record. Gene Ontology annotation, biological process: proteasome-mediated ubiquitin-dependent protein catabolic process. Lineage: Eukaryota; Metazoa; Mollusca; Bivalvia; Venerida; Veneridae. Bases 103 to 1389 code for a protein of 428 amino acids. The transcript is spliced from 11 exons. Gene Ontology annotation, molecular function: proteasome-activating activity; ATP binding; ATP hydrolysis activity.
AUAGUCCGGAUAAAAAAUAUACGGGAUACCGAUUACCGGCAUUUAAAUGAUUUAGUAAAUGUGACAGUUUAGUAGAUUUUACGGUGACGAGAAAAAGCGAAAAUGCCGACGCUUGAAGACAAAGCGAUUUGGGAUGAUGGAGAGGAGUCUUUGGGUGAAGAAGUGCUACGAAUGUCAAAUGAUGAAAUAGUUAGCAGAACACGACUCCUAGAUAAUGAAAUAAAGAUAAUGAAGUCUGAAAUCAUGAGAAUUUCACAUGAACUACAAGCACAGAAAGAGAAAAUCAAGGAAAACACAGAGAAGAUUAAAGUGAAUAAAACACUACCGUACUUGGUAUCAAAUGUGAUUGAGUUGCUAGAUAUGGAUCCUCAAGACCAGGGAGAGGAAGAUGGGGCUAAUAUAGAUCUGGAUGCUCAGAGGAAAGGCAAAUGUGCUGUCAUUAAAACUUCUACCAGACAGACUUACUUCUUACCUGUCAUUGGACUAGUAGAUGCUGAAAAGCUGACACCUGGUGAUCUUGUGGGUGUAAAUAAAGACUCGUACCUGAUACUGGAGACAUUACCAGCAGAAUAUGAUUCUCGUGUGAAGGCUAUGGAGGUAGAUGAACGACCAACUGAACAGUACAGUGACAUUGGUGGUCUCGAUAAACAAAUUCAGGAGCUGAUUGAGGCUGUAGUUUUACCAAUGACACACAAAGAGAGGUUUGAAGCUCUUGGUAUACAGCCACCUAAAGGUGUUCUAUUAUACGGCCCACCAGGAACUGGAAAAACACUAUUGGCAAGAGCUUGUGCUGCACAGACUAAAUCCACUUUCUUAAAGCUUGCAGGUCCACAAUUAGUUCAGAUGUUUAUAGGAGAUGGAGCUAAACUUGUUAGAGAUGCUUUUGCACUGGCCAAAGAGAAGGCUCCAGCUAUUAUAUUCAUUGAUGAGUUAGAUGCUAUAGGUACAAAGAGAUUUGAUAGUGAGAAAGCCGGGGACCGUGAAGUACAGAGAACUAUGUUAGAGUUACUUAACCAGAUGGAUGGUUUCCAGCCCAGUUCAAUGAUCAAGGUUAUUGCAGCAACAAAUAGAGUAGAUAUAUUGGAUCCAGCUUUACUAAGAUCUGGUAGAUUGGACAGAAAGAUUGAAUUCCCCAACCCUAACGAAGAGGCUCGGGCAAGAAUCUUACAGAUUCACUCCAGAAAAAUGAACGUUAGUAAGGAAGUGAAUUACGAGGAGUUGGCCAGAUGUACCGAUGAUUUUAAUGGAGCACAGCUCAAAGCUGUCUGUGUUGAAGCUGGAAUGAUUGCAUUGAGACGAGGAGCUACCGAGUUACAACAUGAAGAUUAUAUGGAUGGUAUCAUUGAAGUUCAGGCGAAGAAGAAAGCCAAUCUACAAUAUUACGCUUAAUUGUUCCUGUGGUUUGCUGGUGCCAGAGGAUGAGUUCCAUUAAAUGUGAACAUUGAAUAUUCUUUGAUUGACUCUUUGUCAUAGUGAAGUUAAAACUUGAAAUAUCGACCAUUGUCAUUCUGUGAAAAAUGUUUUGUUUUUUUCCAUUUUUCAAAGAAGCAAUUGAAUUGUAAAAAUUCUGAUAUAAAAGUGCUUGAAAAUGUUGAUAACUAGCUACAUGUACAUGUAAUUUGUGAUGUUCAAUGAUAUAUUUAUUAUACAAAAUUCAUGGAGACACUAUAUUAGUUGUUGCAUUGUAUUUAAUUGAGUAACACAUUGUACAUGUUAAAAUAGAGGAAUAAAAAUAGUUAUUUCA